Messenger RNA from Acanthochromis polyacanthus (spiny chromis), 3097 nucleotides. RefSeq names its product vacuolar protein sorting-associated protein 16 homolog. Bases 101 to 2605 code for a protein of 834 amino acids. Gene Ontology annotation, cellular component: cytoplasm; endosome; HOPS complex. NCBI's taxonomy places the organism in Eukaryota, Metazoa, Chordata, Actinopteri, Pomacentridae. The record is from RefSeq and is a predicted model, not a curated record. Gene Ontology annotation, molecular function: actin binding. Gene Ontology annotation, biological process: intracellular protein transport; vacuole fusion, non-autophagic; endosomal transport. The transcript is spliced from 24 exons.
CUGCCGCUCACGAAGAAGAAGAAGCAGCAGAAGAAAAAGAGCAGGAGGAGAAGGAAGCUGCUGCUGGGCCGCGAUCAGCUGACUGGCAGCUAAAGCUAACAUGGCGUUCAUCACAGCCAACUGGAACCCGCUGGGAGAAGCUUUCUACCGGAAGACAGAGCUGUAUGAGAUGUGUUGGAGCCUCAGAGAUGGACUCAGAGACAGUCUGGUGGCUGCAGCUCCGUAUGGAGGACCCAUAGCUCUCCUCAGAGAACCUCUCAGACGUUCUCCAAGUUCUCGUCCUCAGUUGGAGAUUUAUUCUGCAUCUGGAGUCGGAAUCGCCAGCUUCCCUUGGAAGAGUGGUCCUGUGGUCCAUCUGGGUUGGACGGUCAGUGAUGAGCUGUUGUGCAUUCAGGAGGACGGAUCUGUUCUGAUCUACGACCUGUUCGGGUCCUUCAAGAGACACUUCAGUAUGGGACAGGAAGUGGUCCAGUCCCAGGUGUUGGAGGCCAAGGUGUUCCACUCUCCUUAUGGCACAGGUGUCGCCAUAGUAACAGGCUCCUCCCGCUUCACCUUGGCAACCAACAUUGAUGACCUGAAGCUCCGCAGGUUACCUGAAGUCCCAGGUCUCCAGGGGAAGCCAUCCUGCUGGGUGGUCCUGACUCAGGACAGACAGACCAAAGUCCUGCUGUCCAACGGUCAGGACCUCUACAUCCUGGACAACAUGUCCUGCACCGCUGUGGUCCCUCCAGGUCUCAGUCCUCAGGCUGGCAGUGUGGUCCACAUGUCCGUGUCUUUCAGUUACAAGUACCUGGCCCUCUUCACUGACUCGGGACACCUGUGGACAGGAACCUCCAACCUGCAGGAGAAACUGAGUGAAGUGGACACCAAGAAGACGACGUCCCCCAAACAGAUGGUCUGGUGUCGCAGACCAAAGAGUCAGCAGCCAUCUGUGGUUCUGAUGUGGGAUAGACUGCUCCUGGUGGCUGGAGUUUGUAAUGACACCAUCCAGUUUCCCAUCGAGGAUCCGUGUGUUCUGAUUGGAGAACUGGAUGGAGUUCGCAUCAUCAGCUCAACCAAUCAGGAGCUGCUGCAAGAGGUUCCUCUGGUCUGUCAGGACAUCUUCAAGAUCGCAUCCAUGGCUCCUGGAGCUCUGCUGCUGGAGGCCCACCGGGAGUAUGAGAAGCUGAGUCAGAAGGCUGAUGAGUACCUGAGGGAGAUCAAGGAGCAAAGCAUGCUGGGAGAAGCAGUCAAACAGUGUGUGGAGGCGGCGGGUCAUGAGUACGACACCAACACGCAGAAAUCCCUGAUGAGGGCGGCGUCCUUCGGGAAGUGCUUCCUGACAGACUUCAGUCCCGACCAGUUCGUGUCGACCUGCAGAGAGCUGCGUGUGCUGAAUGCCGUCAGAGAGAGCAGCGUGGGGCUGCCGCUCACACACGCUCAAUUCAAACAGAUGACUUUACAGGUGCUUAUUGACAGGUUGGUGUAUCGACAGUUUUAUCCGCUAGCGAUUGAAAUCUGUCGUUACCUGAAGAUUCCUGAUUAUCAGGGAGUCAGCAGAGUCCUCAAGCACUGGGCGUCAUGCAAGGUGCAGCAAAAGGACCUAUCAGACGAGGCCAUUGCCCGGGCGGUGUGUGUGAAGGUGGGAGACUCGCCUGGCGUCUCGUACUCGGACAUCGCAGCCAAAGCGUACGAAUGUGGACGCACCGAGCUCGCCAUCAAGCUGCUGGACUUCGAGGCUCGGUCCGGAGAGCAGGUUCCUCUGCUGCUGAAGAUGAAGAGGAGUCAGCUGGCUCUCAGCAAGGCCGUGGAGAGCGGAGACACCGACCUGGUGUACACGGUGGUGAACUACCUGAAGAACGAAAUGAACAGAGGAGACUUCUUCAUGACUCUAAGGAACCAGCCGGUCGCCUUGAGCCUCUACAGACAGUUCUGUAAGCUGCAGGAACAAGAAACUCUGAAGGAUCUCUACAACCAGGACGACAACCAUCAGGAGCUGGCCAACUACUACGUAGCCGCCAGCUAUAAGGAGAAGAGGUUAGAGAGCCGUCUGUCUCUCCUCCAGAGUGCAGUAGACGAGUACAACAAGGCCAAGAAUGAGUUUGCUGCCAAGGCCACCGAGGACGAGAUGCGUCUCCUCCGCUUCCAACGCAAACUGGACGACGAGAAAGGGGCGGGGCUUCUGGGACUGUCUCUACAGGCCACCAUGGAGGCUCUGCUGGCAUUGGGGCUCCACAAACAGGCUGAGCAGCUCUACAGAGACUUCAGAGUUCCUGACAAGAGAUAUUGGUGGCUGAAGCUGAAGUCUCUGGCAGAGAAGGAGGAGUGGGAGGAGUUAGAGAAGUUCUCAAAGAGCAAAAAGUCUCCUAUUGGCUACCUGGCCUUCGUUGAAGUUUGCAUAAAGUGUAACAACAAGUAUGAAGCUAAGAAGUACGUUUCCAAGGUGACACCUGAGCAGAAGGUCAAAGCUCACCUGGCCGUCAGUGACCUGGAGGGGGCAGCAGACGCCGCCAUCGAGCGCCGGAACGAGGCGGAGAUGGGCGCGGUCCUCUCCAGAUGCUCCGCCUCCGACCGCCUGGUGAUUGACAGGUUGAACAGGGCCAGAGCUGGAGCUGCCAAAAAGUGAUCCCCAUUCAGAGUGUAUGGAGGCAGACUGCUGCCAAAAGUGAUCCUCAGUUCAAUUAGUCAUCAAUACAACAUGUUACCAUAGCAACAAGACUGUCAGCACUGUUAUUUAUCAGCUGGUUGAUGAAUAAUCAGUGGUUAUCGAUCAGUAGUUAUUGAUCAGUGCUUAUUGAUCAGUAGUUAUCGAUCAGUGCUUAUUGAUCAGUAGUUAUUGAUCAGCUGAUUGAUCUGUGGUUAUCGAUCAGUGCUUAUUGAUCAGUAGUUAUUGAUCAGCUGAUUGAUCUGUGGUUAUCGAUCAGUGCUUAUUGAUCUGUGGUUAUCGAUCAGUGCUUAUUGAUCAGUAGUUAUCGAUCAGUGCUUAUUGAUCAGUAGUUAUCGAUCAGUACUUAUUGAUCACGUGUUCCUGAAUAAAGCCGUGCUCUGCUUCUCGUUCUGCAUCUUGUGUUCAAAGUUUACAUUUUAAAUGUUUAUUAUUAAAUUUUAUUUCACAUUA